Molecule: messenger RNA, 2223 nt
Organism: Xenopus laevis (African clawed frog)
Lineage: Eukaryota; Metazoa; Chordata; Amphibia; Anura; Pipidae
Gene: msantd3.L
Product: Myb/SANT DNA binding domain containing 3 L homeolog
Exons: 6
Coding region: 186-1457 (423 amino acids)
Source: RefSeq, a predicted model, not a curated record
GAGAUGAGACUUGUGACAUAGGGAUUAGCUGUCAGUAAGGAGCUAGAAAUUAAUGGCGUUGCGGGACGUUUAAGCAGCGAUCUGGGUCUGCGGGUUUUGUUAAGAAAAUCGGGGUUGUCCAGCGAAAAGAGGGACUGUUGGGCGGCUUUUUUUCUGCAAACAGCAGCCACUUAGAAGGACUGGGCAUGCAUAGGGGAGGUGCUGGCUAUCGAUGUAAUCUUGGCGCCACGUCAGUCACACUGGGGUCCUUCUCAGGUCUGCUAGUGCUCAUCCCCGCCCAGCAUCCUCCUUCAGCAAAUAAUUUGAGUGCAGACUCCGCCUGUUACCCUGCCUGCAAGAAGUCUGCCUUACAGUUGAAAAUGCAAAACAACGAAGUGCUAAAGCCUGCCAAGUACUUCUCGGAGCUGGAAAAGAGUGUGUUACUGGCACUGGUGGAAAAGUAUAAGUAUGUCCUAGAAUGCAAGAAAAGUGAUGCUCGAACUAUUGCCCUAAAGCAGCGCACAUGGCAGGCUUUAGCCCAUGAAUAUAACUCCCAGCCUAGUGUGUCACUAAGGGAUUUUAAGCAGCUGAAGAAAUGUUGGGAAAACAUCAAAGCUAGGACCAAAAAGAUCAUGGCCCAUGAAAGGAGAGAAAAGGGAAAACUUUUUGGCCCAGAGUCUAAUAGUCAUCAAGCAUUGAAAGAAAAGGUUGCAAGUAUGCUUCCUGAGCAACUCUAUUUUGUACAAAACCAGCCAGAGGAAGAAAGAGGAUACAACCAUGAUACUUCCAACCAAGAAAUGGACUGCAAGAGAGUUAAUUUGUUGGAUCUGGAAGUACUUAUUGAUGAACAAGGCAAAAUUCAGACCAAGCCUUUCAGGAAAGUGCCUGAAACAAAUUUGUUAUGUGAUGAUGGCUCACCUCCCCAGUCAAUAGACAAAGCUUUUUCAAAUGGAGAUCUGGAACUUCUCAUCGAUGAGCAAGGUAAAAUCCAAGCAGAACCAAUUCGGAAAGUGCCUGUCACAGAUUCACAGUGCAUACAGGGCUCGCCUUCAAGCUCCCUAAAGACAGAAUCCUUUGUUGUUCCUGAAAGAGAUGUGUAUGAAGAUCAAAAUUCUAUAGCCAACAUGCACAGUUCUGAAAGCUCUGUUCAUUCAACACCUAUAUUCCCAUCCUCCAAAUUAUCUGCUAAUAGGACCUAUGGCCGCAAACCAUCACAAAAUGGCAUUUUUACAAAGAUGCAUGAAGAACAACACCACCAGCAGAUGUCUAUCCUUCAGCUGCAGUUGAUUCAGAUGAAUGAGGUGCAUGUGGCAAAAGUACAGCAGAUUGAGAGAGAAUGUGAGAUGGCUGAGGAGGAACAUCGGAUAAAGAUGGAGAUCCUGAAUAAAAAGAAAAUGUAUUGGGAGAGAAAAUUGCAGACAAUCACCAAGGAGUGGCCAGUAGCAUCAUUUAACAGGCCUUUUCCUAAUUCACCCUGAUUCUGCUGUUGGCAAGAAAGUGUUUGAUUCUUAGAACAUCAUUGUGAACAGUUUUUAUAAACGUCUACUAAUGUGUUGAACGUUUAGUAGGCCCACACACUGGCAACGGUUACUUUGUAGGAAAAUCUAUAAACUGACAAAUGAAAAAACUGGGUGUAAAAAUGUUUUAGGACACUGGAAGAGCUGGUAUCAGGAACAAUGCUAUUUGACUUUUAGUAGUAUUUAAGAAAGAAAAAGCAUCCAGCCUUCUUCUGUGAUCGUGCUGCUUAUGUUAAAAUAAGCUGUACACUCUUUUUCUUUUUUUCUUAACACUUAAUUUACUGACAUCAAGUUCACUUUUUAUUAUUAUGUAUAUCGGUCCAAAUGUUAUGUUUUAUGUAUUUGUUUUGUACAUCAGUUGGGUAAUAUGUGGAUAAACUUUAUCCCUUUAUUAAGCUAAUAAGAAUUGUGUGAUUUGUAAUUGAGAAACCACUGAAAAAAUGCAAGACUAAGUCACCAGCCAGGAUAUUGUUUAAAUAUUGUUGUAGAAUGACACCACUUUCGUACAACUCGAUUAUUUUACCCUUCCACAACAAUGUUUACAUUAUCCUCAGGUGAAAGGUAAGUUUAUGUGGCAUGUCUAUAUCAGGUACAAAUGGUAUUUAUUUUAAUAUGCGGCCAAAGGUCCUGAACCAUUGUGUUUAUUUAUAAAGCAUUACCUGAUUUAGAAAUUAGGGUUGCAGUGCAAAAGUCUAACUUUCUGAUAAUAAAGCACAUAUUAUAUUUG